Molecule: messenger RNA, 1817 nt
Organism: Prunus persica (peach)
Lineage: Eukaryota; Viridiplantae; Streptophyta; Magnoliopsida; Rosales; Rosaceae
Product: dolichyl-diphosphooligosaccharide--protein glycosyltransferase subunit 1B
Exons: 9
Coding region: 113-1528 (471 amino acids)
Cellular component (GO): membrane; oligosaccharyltransferase complex
Source: RefSeq, a predicted model, not a curated record
UCCUGAAUGGUCAAAGCUUGAGCACCACUAAAGAGUGAGCCCAGCUCAAUCCUUUCCACUAUACACUGCCCAAGUCGUCGCAGGGAGUCAAGGCACUCUCUCACUGGAAGCCAUGGACGCUUUGCGAAGCUUGGGUCGAGUAAUCGUAGCUUUCUGGAUCUUGUCCCAUCUCUCACUGCUUGCUUACUCCUCUUCCCCUCAGGAUCUCCAGAUCCUCAGCGCUGAGCGCAGAAUUGACUUGUCCUCUCACAUUGUUAAGGUUUUCUUGACGUUAAAGGUUGAAAAUACUGGUGGAUCUCCUGUUUCGGAAGUACUUCUUGCUUUUCCACCUACACAGGUUGAUCAUAUAGCUUCGCUCAAAGCAGCUCUCACUGUUGGAAAAAAGAAAAAGAAAAGCUAUGUGCCUCUUGAAGUGAAUCCCACUGACCUCCCUGAUGCACCAAAUCAGACCAAAUAUUUUUCCAUAUCUUUGCUCAACCCAUUAAAUGCAGGUGAAACUGCAACAUUAGAAGUGCUUUAUAUAUUGACACAUUCUCUGGAGCCUUUCCCUGCAGAGAUAAACCAAGCAGAGUCUCAGUUGGUCUAUUUUCGUGAUAGUGCAAUAAUAUUGUCACCAUAUUAUAUUAAGCAGCAGACUACUUUUAUAAGAACACCUAGUACUAAGGUGGAAUCAUUUACAAGAGUAGAGUCCACUAACCGCGCUGGUACUGAAAUAAAGUAUGGCCCUUACAAGGAUCGCCCUGCAUACUCUUAUUCUCCAGUAAUUGUUCAUUUUGAGAAUAACAAGCCAUUUGCUGUCGUUGAGGAGCUUGUACGCGAAGUGGAAAUAUCUCAUUGGGGCAAUCUUCAGAUCACAGAGCAUUACAGGUUGUCACAUGCUGGUGCACGACAUAAAGGUGUUUUUUCGAGGGUUGAAUAUCAAUCUAGGCCAUCUUCUGGUGGAAUUUCUUCAUUCAAACAUCUUCUAGCCAGACUACCUCCUAGAGUCCAUUCUGUCUUUUACCGAGAUGAAAUUGGCAACAUCUCGUCAUCACAUUUACGUAUAGAUUAUCUAAAGUCAGAUCUUGAAAUUGAGCCAAGGUAUCCUUUGUUUGGAGGUUGGAAAGCUACUUUUGUGAUUGGGUAUGGGCUACCAUUGGAAGACUUCCUUUUUGAGUCACCUGAUGGCAGGCGAUACCUCAACUUCACUUUUGGUUGUCCUCUUGCUGAGACGGUGGUAGACAAGUUAAUCAUAAAAGUUGUGCUACCAGAGGGAUCAAAAGAUCCUUCUGCUGUGGUUCCUUUCUCGGUUAAGCAACAUUUAGAGACCAAAUAUUCAUACCUUGAUGUUGCUGGAAGGACAGUGGUGGUUCUUGAAAAGGAAAACGUAGUUCCAGAGCACAACUCUCCUUUCCAGGUUUACUACAGCUUCAACCCAAUUUUUAUGCUGGCAGAACCACUAAUGUUAGUGUCUACAUUUUUCUUCGUGUUCAUGGCUAGUAUAGCUUACCUACACAUAGAUUUUUCGAUAUGCAAGACAUCAUCUUGAUUCUUCAAGAUGAUUAAGUGGAGCUAAGGAGCCAGGACGCUUGUAUGUGAACGUUGGCAGUUACUCUGGGUCCUAAAAUUUGAAAUUACCCUAUAUGAUGUAGGUUACCGUGAGAUAAAUUUUGCUGUGCAUUGACCCUCUCACUUUAUAAACCUGAAUGUAGCGUUAUAUUAUGGACCUAGUCUUAGAGAUACACAAGGAUUCAAAUGUGUUUUGAUAGUGAAAAUACUUUGUUAUAAAUCAUUUUAGAUAAUAUUGCAGAAAACUCGAUCUUUUUGAUGGCCUAAAA